Messenger RNA from Tetranychus urticae (two-spotted spider mite), 974 nucleotides. RefSeq lists its product as uncharacterized. The record is from RefSeq and is a predicted model, not a curated record. NCBI's taxonomy places the organism in Eukaryota, Metazoa, Arthropoda, Arachnida, Trombidiformes, Tetranychidae.
AGUUAGACUUUUCUCUGAGUAUUUAAGCCAGAAGCUCAUUGAGACUUAACUUCACUUUACUUCCAGCACUUGUAUUAAAAGGAUAACUUUCGACUAACAAUUUUCAACUUCAACUUCAAACUCUUUCGACUUAAUUAUGAUUAACAUCAAGUAUAAUAUUGCUUCUUUAUCAUUGCUGGCCGUGAUUAUGGUUGUCCAAGGCACAUUAAACACUAUGUCCAACAACCAAGAGACUUCAAGUAACCUGGCUCAAGCACAUUCUGGAGCAUGGGCUGGAGGCAUGGCUAUGCCUGGAAUGAUGCCGGGAAUGAUGAUGCCUGGAAUGCUGAAUCCAUGGGAUAUGAUACGACAGACUCAACAAAUGAUCGCCAAUACAAAUAAAAAGAUCGAAGAAGACAAUGCAAAACGAAUGGCCAAAUGCCAUAUUGUGAACAAAGAUACAUUUGUGAGAAGUGGUAACACAUAUAUCAUAACCGAUUUAAGAUGUGAAGACGGUAGUACAAUUACGACUACCAGAACUGAAUUUGCCGAUGGACGAGUCACAACUAGCAGCAACUCUGGUUCUGGUUCUGGAUCAAGCUCAUCUUCAUCAAACGGUGGAUCUGGAUCAAGUUCGUCUUCAUCAGGUGGUGGAUCUGGAUUUGGAUCAAGUUCGGCAACAUCAGGUGGUGGGUCAGCACCAACUGAUAAUCAGAGCUCAAGUAGCAAUUCAAACAUCAACAAUGGGUCUGGGCCAAACCCACCUCAAACCAAUGAUGCACCCACUGGAAGUUCAGGGAAUCCUGCACCUCCACCAGCUUCAUCUGAUAAUGGUGGAGCAUCAAGUGUGGCUAGCACCUCAGGAGGAGGGGCUAUGGCCAUGUCAUCUGCAACUGGUUAGAAUGAAACUAACAAAUUAUAUGUUUACUUCAUUUUGCUUGUAUAACAGUUAUGUUCUAAUGAAAAACUCAAUAAAUUAACUUCUGAAUUCAUCA